CAGAAAAUGAUAUUUCGUUAAACAAGUUAUCUGAAGUUGUAAAACUUUGUAGAAUUCUUGAAUAUUCUCAAUUAAUAUCAGCUUUUAGUACAAUUAAUUAUGAAAAUAAUGUGUUUAGACAUGAAAUAUUAUCUGCUAUUUCAAUUUCAAUAGAGGAAACUAUCUGGAAAGAAUUAAAUGAAGCUAUUGCAUUUAGUAUUAUAGUUGAUGAAAGUACAGAUAUUUCAUAUGAACCUCAUCUUAUUAUAUAUGUUAAAUAUUAUUUGUGUAGAAAGAUUAAAAUCCAUUUUUUAAAAUUACUUCAAUUAAAAAGCAAAGAUUCAAAAACUAUUUUUGAAGUAAUUAUUGAUUUAUUUGAUAAAAAAGAUUUAUCAAAUAAACUUAUAUCAUUUACUUCAGAUGAAGCAAGUAUUAUCUUAGGAAAAUCAACAGGAGUAGCAUCAAGAAUUAAAGAAAGAAAUGAGUAUUUAUUUAUAACACAUUGCAUUGUACAUAGGCUAGCUUUAGCCUGCAAUUCAACAGGAAAAAAAAGUGGAUUUUUGCAAGCAUACUGA
Funneliformis caledonium is the source of this 554-nucleotide messenger RNA. The record is from the annotation of a GenBank genome assembly. Lineage: Eukaryota; Fungi; Glomeromycota; Glomeromycetes; Glomerales; Glomeraceae.